UUUCUUAUGCUCUAUAUAUAAUGGAACCUCUAUCUUUGUUCUCCCUAUAAGCCCGGCCAUAAAACCCACUAGAGUUUUUCCUUUUGUUUAUUGGCUUUUCUUUCCUUUUGGUUUCUUCUCUCUCUUUGCACAUUCCAAGCUCACAUGGGUUACUAUGCUUGAUUUCAAUCAGCUAAGUUAGGUCAAGUUUGGUUGGUUGAGAGAUCAGUCAAGCAAAAGAUACGAACUUAACAUAGCUGGUUGAGGAGGUUUCUUAAGAUUUUAAGGAUGGAAAGCCAAAACUUUGUUGUAAAUGGAGGGAUCAAGAUGCCCAUCGGCUUCAGGUUCCGUCCUACAGAGGAAGAGCUUGUGGUUCAUUACUUGAAGAGAAAGGCUUUAAGUCUUCCAUUACCUGCUUCUGUUAUUCCUGAGUUUGAUGUUUUCCAGACUGAUCCUUGGAGCUUGCCAGGUGAUUUGAAAGAAAAUAGGUAUUUCUUUAGCACAAGAUAUGGUACUGGCAGUAACAACAAAUGCAAGAGAGUAGCUGGUUCUGGCUACUGGAAGCCAAUAGGCAAAGAGAAGCCAAUUUUAGCUUCUGGAGGCAAUCAAGUAGUUGGGAUGAGAAAAGCUUUGAUUUUUUGUGAAGGGAAGCGUUCUAAUGAGACUAAGAAUCAAUGGCUUUUGCAUCAAUAUCGCCUGGUUGGCUUUGCGGCCGCGGCAGCGGCAACUCUUGAUUCAACCCAGGUGUCCAAGAGGGAAUUGUUUGGAGAUUGGUUAGUUUUUCGGGUGUUUCAGAGAAAGAGAAAAGCUAAAAAACAUAGAGCCGUUUCUAACAAAAGUCAGACAACUAGUGCAGUGACCAUGCCAAGUUGUAUUGAUUUUACAGUGGAAGACUGCUCUGUCUUUGGUCCUCCUCAACCUACUUCACCAAGUGCAAGUGAAAUUACUGAGUUUUCUUCCGAUGGAUUAGAUCAAGAAGAAAGUAAUGCUUUCAUUACUAGUUCUUCUUCAAAUUUGUGUAUGAGAAAGCAGUAAAAACAGUUUCACUAGACUUUGUAUCAGAUCUUUUUACUGUUGUGCAACAAAUAUAUGAGAAGAAAUGGGCAAAAAGGAGAAAGAAAAGACAAUUUUAAAGGUUUUUAAGAA
Durio zibethinus is the source of this 1125-nucleotide messenger RNA. Its product is annotated as NAC domain-containing protein 83-like. The record is from RefSeq and is a predicted model, not a curated record. NCBI's taxonomy places the organism in Eukaryota, Viridiplantae, Streptophyta, Magnoliopsida, Malvales, Malvaceae. Gene Ontology annotation, biological process: regulation of DNA-templated transcription. Gene Ontology annotation, molecular function: DNA binding.